This is a messenger RNA of Sebastes umbrosus (honeycomb rockfish), 1089 nucleotides long. Its product is annotated as AN1-type zinc finger protein 3-like. Gene Ontology annotation, molecular function: zinc ion binding; DNA binding. Lineage: Eukaryota; Metazoa; Chordata; Actinopteri; Perciformes; Sebastidae. The record is from RefSeq and is a predicted model, not a curated record.
CCGCUGCGUGUUUCCGGUUCCGGUUCUAGCGGCGCUGCUUGUUCUAACGGCUGAACGGAACCGAGUUCUGCUCCGGUUCCAGCGCCCGGAGGACUCUGAGAGGAGCAGCACGGCACCGGGGGUCUGGUGGUCUGCUGUUCUGGUGCCGGUCCAGCUGGAGAGGUGGACCGUUACACUGGUGGAGGACCAGCAGGCCGCGGCUCAUCCUCGGCCUCGCGUUAACACCAGGCCGGACCAGAGAGACACUAACCCGGAUCAGACCAGAGGACCGGAGGAGUGAUGGGAGACACCAGUGAGAGGAGCCAGGAGCCCAGCCUGCCGCCCCGCUGCUCCUGCGGCUUCUGGGGGUCCAGUGAAACCAUGAACCUCUGCUCCAAAUGUUUCGAUGACAUCCAGAAGAAGCCGCCGGGGGAGGACUGCCCCUCCAAGCCCAUCCAAAGCACCGGGAGUAGCCAAUCCACAGUUUUCAGUAGCGAGAUGAGCAGUAGCAGUAGCCAGUCCCUAUCGUCGUCGCCGCCGCCGCCCUUGAGCGCCGAGCAGCCCGCGACCGAAGAGCCCUCGCCCACGUUUCCCAGCACGAGGGAAGGCAUGUCGUCCACAGAAACAGCCCAGGGAACACUCAGCACACCCACAAAACGUCCCCGAGAAUCAGCGUCGGGCUCGGAGAGCGAGGCGACGCCAGAGAAACGGCCACGGACGGAAGAGCAGGAGGAGAGCGGCGAGGAGGAGGCACGCGGGACGCCCAAGCAGAAGAACCGCCGCCGCUGCUAUCGCUGCCAAACCAAACUAGAGCUGGUGCAGCAGGAACUGGGCUCCUGUCGCUGUGGCUACGUGUUCUGCAUGCUUCACCGUCUACCGGAGCAGCACGACUGUCUGUUCGACCAUCUGGGCCGUGGGCGCGAGGAGGCCGUCCUCAAGAUGGUGAAGCUGGACCGCAAGGUGGGCCGCUCGUGCCAACGCAUCGGGGAGGAGUGCUCCUGAUCGGCCUCGCCGUGACCAGCCAUCCAGUUAGAGAUGAGGCGCUUACAGAGAGGAGGAGGAGGAGGAUGAAGAGGAGGAGUGACAAAUGGGGUGAUGAGGGGGAGGGAU